Messenger RNA from Acanthaster planci (crown-of-thorns starfish), 6034 nucleotides. Its product is annotated as ras-related protein Ral-A-like. Lineage: Eukaryota; Metazoa; Echinodermata; Asteroidea; Valvatida; Acanthasteridae. Gene Ontology annotation, molecular function: GTP binding; GTPase activity. The record is from RefSeq and is a predicted model, not a curated record. Gene Ontology annotation, biological process: signal transduction. Gene Ontology annotation, cellular component: membrane.
ACGGCACAGCACGUCUGAGGGAGGGAUUGAAAUAGACGUAUUUUGUGCAUUGACGUGUACAAAGUGCAGACUGCUCAUUGUGAAUAAAUGGACAUCGGAAAACGGUUGUGCUUUCGUGGAUUAUUAUCACCGAGGACUUAACAAUAAUUGUUACAGUUUAUACAUCACCUGUGCCUUCAUACCCUUUCAUCCCGGAGGGGAAUUUCUUGAAUUGGAAUUAUAUCCGCUGAUGAGAAAUUCUUCAAUCAAUGGCUUCUGUUCCAGAAGGGUUGAGACGAUUUCUUCGGUCGGUUUUCGGGAAGAAUCCCCAGCGAGCCAGGAUCACCAUGCCAACUCCCAAGGCAUUACCCCUGCACAAAGUGAUAAUGGUGGGCAGCGGAGGGGUGGGCAAGUCGGCCCUGACGUUGCAGUUCAUGUACGACGAGUUUGUUGAGGACUACGAGCCGACCAAGGCCGACAGCUAUCGCAAGAAGAUCACGCUGGAUGGUGAGGAAGUCCAGAUUGACAUCCUGGACACGGCGGGCCAGGAAGACUACGCAGCCAUCCGCGACAACUACUUCCGCUCAGGGGAAGGGUUCCUGUGCGUCUUCAGCAUCACCGAGCAGGAGUCGUUCGCAACCACUACAGAAUUCAGGGAACAGAUUUUGAGAGUGAAGUGCGACCGGACAGAAGAUAUGAUCCCCUUUCUUUUGGUUGGCAACAAAGCGGACCUGGCUGACAAGAGGCAGGUGAGCCCAGAGGAGGCAGGGAACCGGGCGACGGCUUGGAAGGUUCCCUAUGUCGAGACCUCGGCCAAAACAAGGGAAAAUGUCGAUAAGGCUUUUUAUGAUCUCAUGCGAAAGAUUCGGGAGCAGAAGGCCCGGGAGAACCAGAAGCAGAACGGCAAGGGCAAGACAACGCCAUCCGGCGGACGGAGCAAGCGGAAAUGCGUCAUCCUGUGAAACCAUAGUCUGUCAUGUGUGUGUGUGUCUUUGUCUGUUGGGUUUCUUAUCGUUCUCCGUGGGGUCAGGUCGGACCUGCACGCCUUGUGGCUGCCUGUGGACGGAUUGCACAUGACCAGAGCAGCCAUAGUGUGUAGCGUUGCCAAGCCUCUUUGUAAUACCCAGUGUAACACCAGCCCAUCACAGCCAUGUCAUCUUUGAGUGGCUGCUUUGUACAGGUUUUACUUUGGAACAUCUCAUGUAAAUAGACAGUGACGUAAAUCUGGGGGUCACAUGAUUUCAUUCUCCCUCUCCAUAAAAAAAAGUUGUGCAUUUUUAUUUGAAGGAAAUGCAAACUUCGCUUGGAUGCGAUACUUAAAUCGCAUCCCCCCUCGCAUUGUACAAACUAAUAUUACAUUCUAAGGUGUCGAAACAUAAAGGAUGACACAUGCGACGCAUGUGUCACAUGUAACACAUAUUGAGCAUGUCGAAUCUGUCAAGGACAUACAGUAAUGGAAAGUGAAAUCGCUGCAGUUGUAAAAAAGUGGCUAUAGUUGUGUCCGACGCAGACUUCUUGAGUAGUGCUGUUUGCACGUGCUUUCGCAACUGUUGAAGACCUAGACCUAGCAAUGCAUUCAAGAUUCAGGCGUAGCCUGUGUGCCCAUUGACACAGACCUGUGAUAACUGAGAGUGGCGGUCCGAACGGUAGACUGCAUAAUUUUUUUACGUGUACGCGCAAGGCGGAAACCGCUUGGCAUGCUAAGCACUGACUUUCCGCAAUAUGAAUGGCACCCCCACAGGAAGAGUGGAGGAUGUAAUGAGGGACAGCAUUCAACCAUGCCAGUCGAUCUGUGACGUCAUACCUAACAAGACGGUUGAUUGGCCAGAAUGCACUGUCUCAGUGUGACAUCUUUGAAAAAAAAUUCACUGAGCUUUAGAAUCACAGCAGUUUGCCAACCUGUCGUGUGGUAUAUUGCAGUCAGUGUGACCAAUUCCAUAGGAGCCGCUAUGUUCAAUUUUUUAUAACACUGCAUUUUCAUUUUCACUUGCUGUGUAAUUUGGCCUUUACAUGCAAUGCAUUUAGGCAGCACAGAACUUAUUAUAUAUUUUGUCAAUCAAAAGCUGGAAUGCAUUUCUAUUUUUCAAAGUCCUGUAUCCAUCAAACUCAAUCAAAACAGGGUGUUAGAUUCUGUCAGAUGAAGGAAGUUGAGGUUCAGUUGUAAGAAAGACCACUGCUCAUCUAAAAAUUGAAAACAAGCACACUUCUGUUUUUUGUGUUCCAACUUGAUAGUCCACGAUUUAGAACUGAAAGAGUAUUGACUUCCAAGCGUUCUCUUACGUAUCAGUUCAAUUCAGGUAUUUUCGAUACAGGAUCAGAAAUUACCUUGGGAGGCUUUUAAAGCAUAUUUUGAAAACAUUUGCAAAAGCUUUUGUUGAACAGUGCACCUAGUUAAUCUCCAAGAUAAACAGGUUGAGGCCCAUACAGAUGCAUUGUAAGUUACUUGGAUUGCCUCAAGUUGUAGUGUACAGUGUCCAUGUAAGACUGGAAAGGCAUUUGAAAUAUCAGACCACGUGACAUCUUAUUUGGGAUCAGUUUCAACAUGCUGUAGAGCUUGUCACUGACUCAGAAAUGUCAAGAACUAAAAGAUAAAGUGAGCUUCAGCCGAGAGCUGGGGCUGCUGCAGAAUUUGCUUUAGCAGAAAGAAUUUGCUUUAGCAGAAAUCAGGUUGCCAGCCUAACUGCUAUGCCAGGAACAUAUAUAUUGUCAGGGACUGCACGGUACUCUGCAGAUUUUUUAUGAGAACAUAAAUUUGCCAGUUAUUCACUUCUGCCGAGCUCCAUAAAGUAGGGCCCAGGCUUUCUGGCUGAAGCUCACAGUAGACACAUAUGUUCUGUGAUAUUUAACCAAAUAAAGGGCAAAAAUCUGAAAAAAGGAACAGAUGAACAGAAGACACCUGUUAACCUUUGAAAUAUACCAUUGAAAUGACUGGCAUGUUAAAUGUUGACAUGUGGCCCUACCACAAAAUGGCUUAUAAAGUAAAAGAAAAUUGGCAAGAAAAAUAUGCAGAUGUAAUGGAACUCAACACAAGUUGUAAAACCGUAGCCAAAAAGUUGCCGUGCAUCAAAUUCAUAAAUAGCCUGGAAAUGAUUUGUAAUUAUUUUAGUGUAUACGUACAUGUAUAUUUUUUGGUUUGCAGUAUAUUUGUGGAUCAGUUCUCCUUGUUUGAGAUCCUUCACACUGUCACCCAAGUUUUUUCCCUGUUGUUUCUUGAGGGAAAUACACUAACCAAGAAUAUUAAAUUCUGUUCUUAUUGUGCAUGUCAAUUGCAUGGUUUUCAUCUGUCAUUGUUGCAGAUGUUCUCAUGUGCAGGUUCCCAUUUUAUAUCCCAUCUUUUCUGAUGCAAACCUGUGUUGAAUGGGAAAAAAGUAGUCAGGAGGCCUGCUUUGUUUGUUGGUGGCUUAUGAAGUCAGGGUACCCAGACAAAGAUGGCCGCCACGUUUGCAGCCCUCACCCUUUAGCUGAUGUAAUCUGAAACUUUUAAAGUGGACAUAUAUGACUAGUAUAUGUUCAUCUCUUGCUGUAUUUGGUUUGAAAACAUUUUUGGGAGAGCAUCUUUGACUUUUGCUACUUUUACAAAUCAAAUUGUCAGUCACGUAGAUUAUCUCUUCAGGUCAGUUUCUGUUUUUUUUUCCCGUUCAAGUAAUGUCAGCUUUGCAUCUGAAUUUCAUUCAUUGUAUCCCUAACUAAUUUUGCGCUUAAAUCAGAUUGGCUUUGGUAUGAGCUGUAUGGCUUCUGCUAAUUUACAGCUUCAAUCACAACACUACUGACUUUCCAUAAUCUUUUAUGGUCUGUGCUUGUGGUUUGUGCAAUACAAUGGAUCAAUGUGCUACUGUAAAUUGUGUAGAAAUCUCUGCUUCACAUUUUUUCUGAGGUUUCAAUUCUUCAAAUGUUUGCAGGAUCAAGUCCUGGACCUUGAAUUUCAAUUUGUCAGAGAUGUCAUUGCAUUUUUUUUCUGUCAGCCUUAAACGUCAAUUCUUUAUUUUGAAUCAAGGAGUAAGUCACUCGCAACUUUGAAAUGGUUGUUCAUGAGGCCACCUCCUAUUGUGGCAAAAAACAACACCUAUAUAAAUGUAUGAAGCCACAAGCUUCUGUACAUGUUCCUCAGUAUAUAAGGCAAGCAUAAAUUUCCACAGAAAGGGUUAAUUUCACGGCUCACUCAGAAGCCUGCUUAAAUGUCCGAAUGUUUCUUUCUUGCGGUGUAAGUCUAAACGUAGUUUCAAGUUUUGUCUCUUGUUUGCUCAGUUUUGGGGAGAAUAAGCAUGUAGAAUCUUGUGUACAUUUGAAAAGACGUAACUCUCGUAUUGAGGAAUCACUAAAAUCAUUUAAUCAAGCUGUUCAUUCAUAACAAUCACCCAGCGUCUGUGUCAGUUUUUUUUUUAAAUGUACUUGUAUUAACAUAAUGUAUCUAUAUAUUUGAUUGUAUUUGCAUGAUUUGGCACAAACUGCACACUGUGCUCUUAUUUAUAUGAUUAAGCUUAUUUUCAUGCUACUUUUUUUCCUGAUACUGUACAUUCAUAAGGCAUCUCCAGAAGAAAAGUUCAACAGGAAAUAGAACUUUGGGCUUGCCUGUGUACAGUGAUUAUUGCCCUCUUUUGAAUUCUCUUGAGACAAAGUUGUCCUUGUCUUGCAGAUGAUGUUGCAAUGUUGGAGGAUAUACAGUCUGUAGAAAUACCAAGCAAUCCCAAGUCUUUUUAUUCUGUUUUUUUCCUUUAUUGCUGAUUCUAUAUGGCAUAACUGAAAAAUAUUGACUUUGAGACAUGACAGUUCUUUGCCUUGUACAAAUUUAGUGAUAUUUCAAGACUGGCAAACACACAUGAAUUAGAAUAAUAAUGUGCAAAGCCCUGUUACCAAUGCCCGAGGUUUUUGCUAGAAAAAUGGGGUCCAAUUAUUUUCGUGGCCCUGUCACAUUAGUCCUGGUUCCAAGACCUUCCAGUUUUUCCACGACAUGAACCAUCACACGUACUGUACAUGUACAUACAUGUACAUGUAUUGUACAGGGCGCUAUCACCUCCCGAAUCGUUAUAACUUCCUGUGAUAACGAUUUGCGUGAUGAUGGCGCCCUCUAACAGUAUACGUGUGCUACUGGAAGGUCUUGGAACCAAGGCUACUGUCACAUCAGACAAAUGAUUUUGCAAGUUCAGAACACAAGUUUUGAUUUCCCAGAGUGAUGAAGUUAUACAAGUUACCCACCACACAAAUAUAGUUUGAAAUCACUUUCAGUGAUAUGUCCAAGUCAAAUUGCGCAAGACAGUUAUAACAAGGACACCCAAGAGUCACAUUUCUGUACCCUUUCCCCCCAUUUAUAGAAUGACCCCUGUGGCCUCACAGGUAUCGAUUGUGGUUGUAUUUAGGGCAUUCCUAGUUUGUAACAGUACAAAUGGCCCAGCCAUUGAUCUUUUGUUGUGUGAUGCUGCAACUGUGCCAGUGUGUUUAUGGUACAAAUACCCUCACAUUAUAAUUGACAGGAUGCGGAACCCUGGUUGAACUCUUUUCCUUAAUGGGAUUUUUCACUGACCCAUGUCUGUGGAUUAAAGAAAGAUUAUAUAUUUAUGCUGAAGGCUAGUCUGCUAGUCUAUGAACUUCAGCGCCUGGAAUGUUCUCUUUUCUAAAUCCAUUAACUACCGGUUACAUGCCGAGAUUAAUCCUUACCUUUGUGUACUGUCUGAAGUCGUUCCUAAAAUUUGUCGAGGCCGUUGUAUGAUUUUGAAGUCUUGAUUAUACUUGUAUGUACAUUAUGAGACAUUUUAUAUGAUUUGCACCUGUAAAACCAGUUUUGGUAAAUACAUAUAUAGCUACUGUACACUGAAAGUUUACAGGUGGCUGUUAACGGGUUAAAGGAGUAGUUAGGAUAUUUAUGUGAUUUACGGGCAUCUAGAACCUGGUUAGCAUCACCUUAUACUGGGUUUAUCCCAUUGUAAUUGUAUAAACGUGGAAAUAUUGCCUUUCCCUAGCAAUUGUAGGCCAGAAUAAAGUAGCAUUGUAUUGAUACUUCAAACACUAAUUGCAGUGUGCUGAUUUUCUUGCAGUUUCUAAUAACAAAUUUAUGAAGCAA